Messenger RNA from Saccostrea echinata, 5123 nucleotides. RefSeq lists its product as uncharacterized. Gene Ontology annotation, biological process: protein phosphorylation. Bases 72 to 2639 code for a protein of 855 amino acids. The transcript is spliced from 9 exons. The record is from RefSeq and is a predicted model, not a curated record. NCBI's taxonomy places the organism in Eukaryota, Metazoa, Mollusca, Bivalvia, Ostreida, Ostreidae. Gene Ontology annotation, molecular function: ATP binding; protein kinase activity.
GCCAUCUAGCAGAAAACUUUACAACCGGAACUAGCGAAGUCAAUAAUAUUUACUACUCUGCAUUUUUUUUCAUGCGAAGUGGGUUACAAGAUUUGAAGGUACAGACAGUAAAUGAAAAGGAUGGAUUCUCUAUAAUGAAGAGAUCUCAUGUUCCACCCGCAUUAACACAUCUAGUGGAAAACAACAGCUCUGAAUCCCAGCAACAGACAUCAACCCCAGGACAGUCAGGACUGCAUAUAUCUGAAAUAGAGCCAUCUCAACUGAUUCAAAAUUCAAAUGUAGAACAGAGUUCAUCUUCUUCUCCACAUCAACAACCAGAGGCAACAGCAGGGCCCAGUGGUGUGGUGGGAAGGGCAGAGAAAAGGAAGCAUGAGGAUUCAGAGGCAGAAUCCUCACAUGGACAUAAAAAGCGUAUAACAGGGAUAUCCCAAGACUUACCUAAUCCAGUUUUGAUUAACAGGAAACCUGUUUCUCAAAACAAUGGUGGAAGAGUUGAAGCUGAUGCCAAGGUGCCUCAGUUACAAAAAUCUGUGGCAUCUACCUCAAAAAACCCAUUUGUUUUUAGUUCCCAUGUUGUAGUACCAGAAACAAGGAAGGCAAAGAAAUCCGUCCAGGGUUUUGGUCCCCAAGCAGCUCAAACAGCAGUUCAGCAUGAAGCUAAAAAGCAGACUAAACCAGUUGCAAAAUCUGCAACAUCACAUCAGUCGAUAAACCAAACUAAUGGUAACAGUCCUGGUGCAGGUGUAAGUACUCCUAUAAAUAGUGCUAGAUAUCAGAGAGAGUUAGUGGAGAGACUAUCUCAGAGAACUGCGGGUACCUCCAGAUCCAAUACAAGAACUAGAACUGAGCGGCCACAGCCAACAAGAACAGUGACACGAGAAAACACAAGUGUUCAGCCUCACCCAGACUUUGUAUUACACCAACAGCAGAGAGAGAGAACUUCAUCAGCAAGAAAUGUUAGAGGGCAAUUAACAAGAACUCAAUCUGCUGAGCAUAUGAGAAGUUUGACACCACCCGAGACUGUAAGAAGUGCAUAUAGUCGUCAGAGAUCCUUACUAACCAAUCAUGAAAACUCUCCCUUGUUGUCUCACCAGCCAGCAGCGGGAUGUUCCUCCACUCUUCUUCAGUUGCCAUCAGAUGGUCUGUUUCCUCUUUAUCCUUUAGGACAGCCUGAUGAUUCAACAUUUAGAUCUCCAUUAGAGCUGUCCUCAACCAUAUCGCCAUUUACACAAGAAGAUAUCUAUUCUUACUCACCAUUCCAGUCAGCUACAGAGACUGCAUCAUGUCAGGAAGGGUACUCCUCGUCAACUCCACCAAAAGUAAAGUCAUCUCGAUCCUCAGCGGAGGCUCAGUCAGGAAGUGUCCCUCCCUCCAAUGUGGGGAUUAAAAGGGCUGGGCCUUAUCUUUUAGGUCCAAGAUUGGGUUCCUCUCCAGUUAGAAGUAUAGUACAGUGUCUGGCCAGAAAGGAAAAGACAGAUGAUUUCUAUACUCUGAAGAUUCUGACAUUAGAGAAAUCAGGAAGAGAAACCCAGGAUGGAAAACAGGGCAAGAUGUUACUGCACACUGAGUACUCACUGCUAAGUCUGCUAAAGGAUCAGGAGGGAGUGGUUCAUCAUCACGGACUGUUCAAGGAUGAAGCAUGGGAAGAGCGAGACACGUUAGAUCAGUGGGGUCAUGUGGAAUUCACCGGUCAGAAAAUCACCCGUCUUUGUCUGGUCCUGGACUGUUUAACUCCUCAUGAUUUCAGCAAUAAGAACGUAGAUCUUAUCAACUUACAGCAUUAUGUCAUCAAGGAGAAAAAACUGUCCGAGAAGGAGGCCAUUGUUAUCUUUUAUGAUAUUGUUCGCAUUGUGGAAAGUCUUCAUAAGAAAAAUAUUGUUCACAGAGACUUGAAGCUUGGUAAUAUGAUGUUAAACAAGAGGUCAAGAAGAAUUACAAUCACAAACUUCUGUCUGGGGAAACAUUUAGUGUCAGAGAAAGACUACCUUAAAGACCAGAGGGGAAGCCCUGCCUACAUCAGUCCAGAUGUUCUCAGUGCUAAGCCAUACCUUGGUAAGCCCAGUGACAUGUGGGCAUUAGGAGUGGUACUGUUUACAAUGCUGUAUGGACAGUUCCCUUUCUAUGACGUGGUGCCACAAAAAUUAUUCUCCAAAAUUAAAGCUGCAGAGUACAGCAUUCCACAGGAUGAGCGAGUUUCCACAGACACCAUCAGUAUCAUCAGGAAGUUACUGGUGCUGAAUCCAGAGAGUCGAUAUACAGCCUCCCAAGUUCUGGUGGCUUUGACAGGGAUAAUAGAUAAAUGGAAAGCGAUGUCUUCAGAGUCAGGUCCACUGCAAGUAGUGCCAGAAAUAGACAUUGUCGAGGACAACCCAAAAGUUGAUACAAAAUGUGGUGACCAGUCUUCCACGCAAAAGACAGACACCGAUUCCCUCCACAAUAAAGCAGAUGACACAGUGUCCAAUCUGGGGUCUGUAUCGUCAGAUAGCCAAGAAAUCAGCAAGCAAUCCAAAGCGGUGCGCCAUGGCAGGCGCCGCUCCUCUGUACAACCACCGGUCCAGAGAAUGAAUUACGAUGCAGUCCCUCUAACAAUGGCCGAGGUUGAAGCUCAUCAGCAGAUAUUUAGUCAACAGAGGACCUAAAUCUUCAGGAAGUUUAGAGAUGCAGAUACAGGUCAAUUCUCAUCCUUAUUUAAUAACUGAAAUAGUCCAAAAAUUGAAUGUUUGCUUUACAUUUAAGUAUUAUGACCAGUACCAUUUAACCAGAAAUUUUAGUGAGGAGUCAAUUUUGGCAUUUUUAGAGAUGGUGUUGAGAUCGCUAAAAUUAAAUAUUGCUAUUAAUUUACUCUGCAUUAAAGGUUACUAGGCAUAAAUUAGCUAAAAAAUGUGCUUGCUAUUACUGAUUUUUUUUAGGACAAAUGGCUUAAUUUGCGUCUCCCUAAAAAUUCCACUUAUAUGGUACUUUCUUGCUUAAAUCAUUCAUUUUCUAAAUGUUAAGUCUAAUGCUGUGUUCAGUUAAAUUUAAAAAAUUUCACAGAAAAAAAAGAUUUUAUAAUUCAGGAUUCUUAAAUUUUAUAUGAUUUGAAGCUACAUGUAUGUAAAGGAUAAUAUAUGUGUUAAGACUGAAUUUCAAGAUGACUGCAUGCAUAUAUAUUGAACAGAUUUUUUUUUGUAAUUUGUAUUUCUUUUACUUUAUGAUGAUAUUUGUAGUAGAUUUUUAAUCUGUCUAUAUUGUGUUUUUUUGGCUGCAUUUCAUUUCUGGAAUUUUUUGAAAUUUUCAAUUUUUCAUUUCCGACAUUUUCAAGUUUUCAUUUCCGACAUUUUCAGGUUUUCAUCUCCGACAUUUUUCAGGUAGUACUUUUUGGCAAUGAAAGCAAGAUUGAAGACUUCAAUUAUAAAGAUUUUAAAGAAUAAAUCAUAAAUAAAUCUUUGAAAUCAAAAUAAAGAGUUUUGCCUAGCUAUCAAUGAAGCGAAAAUAAAAGAUUUUUUUCUUUCCCUGAGGCACUUGUAAGUGUUGUGAACUUUCCCUCAUCUCCUUUUCAAAUGUUCAGUUUAAGUUUGAAAUCAGAUAUGGUAGGAUGGAAAUUAUAAGGCAUAUUUUUAAAAUAUGGUUGAAAUAAAGUCUUUUAAAAUUCCAUUUCCACCUACUUGGUUAACAUUAAAUUGCCAGAGCGGUACCCUGCAAAAAUUCCAGAAAUGAAAAAAAAUAAAUGUCAGAAAUGAAAAUAAAAAUUGUCGGAAAUGAAAUUAAAAAAUGUCAAAAAUUCUAUGCAAAAUUCCGCAAAUGAAAUGCAACGGUUUUUUUUUUUUUUUUUGGUUUUUUUUUUUAAUGAAAGGGGUAUUUCAGAAGUUUAUGUACAUUUACAGUGUAUACCUGAGGAAAUGUGGUAUGCAUUUAGAAGUUUAAAUUUUUAAGAGUUUUGAAGAUAUACCUUUCAUAAGAAAAUUUUUAGUGACACAGACAGACAGAUUAAUGUUUGGGCUAUCUGUAUAUUUUUACUUUCAAGGGCUUAUUAAGAGCUGUAUAGUGUAAUAAAGAAAGUUGGUAAAAGAGUGCUAAAAAUUAGUGCAUAUUUAUUAAUCACCAGUGAAUUUUUGUUUAGAUACAUUUAGUAGUACAUGUACAUAGAAUUUUAGAUUUUAAUCAUGUUAAAUCUCAGAUAUUUACAUAUAAUUAUUAAGAAAGGGCCAAAUCCAUCAAAUUGACUGCAGUGUUCAAGUGUUAUGUAGCAUUGUUAUAUUAGCCAUGAAGUCUCAAAAAUUGAGAUCUUAACAUAGGGCAAAGUGUUUAUUGUUGUUAUUCAUGUGAAACAGUUUAUAAUGUUUAUAUAUGUGUGUGUAUACAAAGAAUUUACAAAGGUUGAUAAAAUACAGAGGUUGUAAAGAUAUCAUUAAUUUAUUACCUGUUUUGUUUUAUUUAUUAUAUUGCAUUUGUGCCAAAUGUAAACACACAUACAAGCAUAUACAAUAGCACCAAAUAGUUUAUAAAAAACCAAAUUUCCAUUUGUGUUAUUGAUGAUAAGUGAGAUAUAUGUAUCUGUUUCCUUGUCCGAUCUCUGUGUAAUUUUUACUUUCAAUUCUUAUUCUUUUUUUUUUUUCUAUUUCCAUGACAUCAUAGUCCAAAGACCUCUACAUCUCUCACUGUUUACAAUCACUUAAUUUUUUUUUAUUUCUAGAAAUAUGGAGUUCUUAAUUUCUGUGUAUUCAAUAGAGAUUUUUUUUUUUUGAACUGAACAAAAAUUUUUGAAUAUUUAAGGAUAUCUCUUGUUUUUUAAAAGCUAACUAGUGCUUCAGUAAGUGAACCCUGCUGUACUCUAAAUUAAAUUUUUAAAAUUAUCUAUGUAGCAUGUUGGACAAAUAAGAUGCAUGUGUUAUGUAAAUUAGUUAAUCAGAAUACACUGUAGAUUUCCAGUUAUUAUAACUUAUUAAUUAUGAAACACAUUUGCAUGGUAUCCUUUUUUUAAGUUGGAGAAUACAGUUUAUGAUCAAAGUGAUCUGUUGAUCAUAGAAAUACAUGUACUGCUCUUGUUACAUUUUGAUUUGUACAUGUAUUUAUGUAAUCACUGUAUUAUUACAAUUACUUAAUUAUUUUGGUCCAUGCAAGUCAAUAAAUUUUGUUUUUAUGUC